This is a messenger RNA of Corylus avellana, 876 nucleotides long. Lineage: Eukaryota; Viridiplantae; Streptophyta; Magnoliopsida; Fagales; Betulaceae. The record is from RefSeq and is a predicted model, not a curated record.
AUGGCUAUAGUUUUGAGAUUUGUUGACAAGAAUGGCUUUGUGCGAGAACGCUUUUUUGGACAUGUUCAUGUCUCUCAUACUGCUACAUUAACCUUCAAGGGCUGGCGCAAUCGGUAUGAAGAAUUGCGAGUUGCCCAAGCAUCUGAAAAUGCUUAUAUGAUUACAAUUGAUGAUAUUGAGAGUGGAAGGGGACUUAAUCAAAUUAGGAAAGAUCCUAAUUCAUUUCACAGAGUUGUUGAGAGGUUAUAUGAAGAUUUGAGGAACCAAUCUCAACAUAUACAGAAUGUGUUUGAAAAUUUCACUUCUGAACAAAUUGCAAACAAUCGACUGCAGUUGAAAGCCUCAAUUAAUGUUGAUCGAAAGCUUGCAUUUCAAAGUGUUGCUUUUAGAGGCCAGGUUAAAAGUAUGAGUUCAACAAAUCAUGAAAAUUUUCUUGAGAUUCAGUAUGAAGAAUUGCGGGUUACCCAAGCUGCUGAAAAUGCUUACAUGAUUGCAAUUGAUGAUAUUGAGAGUGGAAGGAGACUUAAUCAAAUUAGUCACCGAUCAUCUAUGUCAAGCAUUGCAAUUCAAAUCUCAAGACAUUUUAAGUGCAUGCAUCUUGUUUCAUCCAUUAAAAGAACCGGAAAAUCAACUAUCUACCAACUUGUUUUUCGAGUUGUUGUGCUUCUGCUUACUCUUCCCGUUUCUACCACAACUACAGAACCAGCAUUUUCAGCCAUGAAUAUCAUCAAAACUAGGCUUCGCAACAAAAUUGAAGAUGAGUUUUUGACGGAUUCUCUGAUGUUGUACAUCGAAAAAGAAAUUGCUGCAACACUCAGUAUAGAUCCAAUCAUAGAUGAUUUUCAGGAUAUGAAAACACAACGGGUUCCAUUUUGA